AUGGUUAUUCUUGAUACAAUGGAAAGUGUUGGAAAUUUAGAAGAACAGGCCCUAAAGAGAAGAGAAAGGCUUAAAAAUUUAAAGCGUAAACAUCCUUCAGACAAUUCUGGAUCAGCAAUUGAAUCUAAAGGUGAAGCUAUUAUACUUCCAAAACCAAAAUUCAGAAGUUAUAAACCACAAGAUGAGACUUUACAAGAGGCUAAACUGGAAGAUGCAGAACCAGCUGCGGUAGACAAUGAAGUCAAGGAUUUAAUCGAGGCAGGCAAAGAAAAGGUCGUAUUACAAGACUUGGACAUUUCGAGUUUAGCACCUAGAAAACCAGACUGGGAUCUCAAAAGGGAUGUGGCAAAAAAAUUAGAGAAACUCGAGAGAAGAACUCAAAAAGCGAUUGCAGAAUUGAUCUGGGAAAGGCUGAAACAAGGUUCUGAGGACAAUAUAGGAGCUAUGGUGACCAUGAGCAACAAGCUACCUGAUGAUGACUGA
This is a messenger RNA of Parnassius mnemosyne (clouded apollo), 483 nucleotides long. The record is from the annotation of a GenBank genome assembly. Lineage: Eukaryota; Metazoa; Arthropoda; Insecta; Lepidoptera; Papilionidae.